Molecule: messenger RNA, 891 nt
Organism: Knipowitschia caucasica
Lineage: Eukaryota; Metazoa; Chordata; Actinopteri; Gobiiformes; Gobiidae
Source: the annotation of a GenBank genome assembly
AUGGCCGAGCGUGGACCGCUGCUGAUGCGGCUGCUGCGGCUGCUGCUGCUGCUCUUUCCUCUGCUCUGCGCUGAAUGUUCUGAGGUGGUGAGAGUAGGAGCAGAGGUGACUUUAGUCUGUGGUGAGGUCCAGCUGCCGCAGACUCAGUGCAACAAGACCACUUGGGGCAAGGCUGAAAAAACUGCAGUGGAGCUCUUCAAACUGGGACGGCCCAACCCCGAAGUGUCCUCAGAUCUGUCCAGUCGUCUGAGUCUCACUGAGGACUGUGGGCUGAAGAUCCAGGAUGUUCAGACUGAAGAUGGAGCAGACUAUUACUGUCAACAGUACGAGGCUACAGUUUGGGCUCCGAGCUCUUCUGUAUCUGUGCCUCUGACUGUGGUCUCAUUGACUGAAGAAGAGGAGCAGCAGAGAUAUAAGCUCCAGUGUGAGGUCUUUGGGUUUGUGCUUGACGUCAGAGUGAGAUGGUUGUAUCAACGAGGAGUCGUGGAUAAAAGAAACACAGGUUUGAUCUUCACAAACCUGAGGGACAGAUCUAUCCUCUUUGUCCCAAAAGACCAUUUUCUUUAUAAAGAAAAACAUCUGUUCAAAUGUGAAGUGAUAAAAGGAGAAAAGACUCACAUCUUCAGCUUCACCAAAGAGGCUCCAGAUGAGAGGAUCCGACCAGAGCCCGAGGAUCCAGACGAGUUCCUCACAGAAGGAUCCACUGACUCUGGUCUGAUGGUGCGAUACCUGGUGGCCGGUGUUCUGCUGACCGCUCUGCUGCUGACCCUCGUCUGGACCUACAGCUCAGGACGCAGAGUUCGGCGUGACGACAAUGAGGAGACAGUUUUUUAUGAAAACAUCGGCGGAUCUGCAGCUGCCGUCAGAAUCCACAGACACGCGACAGAGUGA